Molecule: messenger RNA, 1248 nt
Organism: Gryllus bimaculatus (two-spotted cricket)
Lineage: Eukaryota; Metazoa; Arthropoda; Insecta; Orthoptera; Gryllidae
Source: the annotation of a GenBank genome assembly
AUGCGCGUGCGGGGCGGGGGCGGGGGGGGGAGUUGCGUGGGCGAAGGGGGCCCACGGGGGGCUUUCCGCUGGCUUCACCGCCUGCAGGAAGUCGCCCCAUCCGGGCGGCCGCGGCGGGGGAGGCGAGGCGCGCACGCCGGGCUCAGGCGGCCGACGCAGUCAGCGUCCGUGCGUGAGCGAGCGCUGCCGAUCGUCCGAGAUCCGGCCCGCGGUCGCAGCGGCCCCCCGACCAUGGCGUGGUGGAAGAAGUUUAUCACAGGUAAUCGCACCACCAGUUCCUCACCGCACCACUCCGAUCAACACGACUCCGAUAAUGAGCUCGCUCACUGUACCGGCGACGACAGCGGUACGCGAACUGUGUGCUGGAGUCUUAACGCGGGAGAGCUGUGCGCAGAGAAUAGUGACGGGCGACGCAGCAGAAGUGGGAGCGGGAGUAGGCGGAGCGCGUUGUCUAGGUGCAGCAGCGAGUCGGAAUGCGCGCUCGAACUGGUCGCGGGUGAGGCGCGAAGCCCAGCGGCAGAUGUGAUGGAGUUCAUCGCCAAAUGUCUGCCCGUGGUCUUCUGGUGCGUGGCGUCCUGCAUCUUCCUUCUUUUGGGCACGCUCAUGCUCUUAGUGUUCACGUUGGCCCUUCACAUCGACGACGACAACAAACAGUGGGUGAGAGCGGGGCGUUCAGGAAGCAACAUAGUGCUCGGGUUUGGAGUCGUCUUCUUCGUCUUGAUGUUCUGCACCGCCGUUUACGUCCAUUACUGCAGAAACGACAAAAUAAUCAGGGAAGGCGUAGAGCACAGGGCAGCGCCGCGCUCGCUGCGGGCCGCGCGGGAGCACCGCCUCACGCCGCACCCGCUGCUGUUCCAGCGGACGCUGCUAGGCGCGCGGGCGCAAGCGCACAUGGAGCUGGUGCAGCUGGAGGCGGGGCCGGGGGCGGGGCGGGGCCCGGGGGCGGGCGGCGCCGGCCGCGCCGCCGCCGAGCUACGAGACGUUCGGGAGCCCGCGUCGUGCGCCGCCGCCCGCCUACAGCGCCGCGGUGCGCGCCGCUGGCGCGAGCCCCCCGCCGCCAGACGCCCAAAGACGUACGUGCGGCCGUGGAUGCCGCCGCCGCGGAGCGCCCCCGCCGCCGCCGCAACCGUGUCCGCUCCCCUCCCCCCCGGCGCCGCGGCCGGCGUCGCCGCUGCUGGCCGCGCGCGUUUCCGAUCGCUUCCGCCUCGCCAGCCUGCGCCUGCCCGAGCUGCCGAGCGCGCCGCGUGA